UCCUUUACAAUGACGUCAGCUAUUCUUCUAUACUCAUAUGUUUAUUUACUAAGAAAAUUAGCGAAAUAUUAGAUAAAAUUUAGAUUCUAAAUGUAUUGUUUUUGAAAAUUAACAAAAAUUCGAGCUUUAUCAGUAGGAACGCCUUCAAUUUGAAUUGAGAUUAUUUUUUGCUAGAAAUAAUUCUAGACUAGAUCAGGCCACGAUCAACAACUGCUGCUAUGGCAGACGCUGGACUAACCCAACUUGUGGUCUUGUCUGUGCUGUUGUCUGCAGUUUUUCAGCCAGGAUAUGGUGAGCAGACGGCGUACACGGAGGAUUUCCCGCCUAAUUUGACAACCCCUCGCAGACCAAAUCUAGAGCCAGAUGUGUCAGACAUCAUCCAAGCACUAGUUGAACGAUUUGAUUUUGGACGAUCUCAAGCCAAACAGCUCAGGGCUACCAAUACCAACACACAUUUUCAAAAUGAUGGUGAUAAACAUGAAAAGUCACGUGAUGUUGGGCAACAACAGGAUGGGCUAGCACUUGGAGGGCCAACACUUGGAGGGCCAACACUUGGUGGGCCAACACUUGGUGGGCCAACACUUGGUGGGCCAGCACUUGGUGGGCAAAAUAAAGCACAUACUUUGCCGGGAUUCGAAAAGUUGAAGAUGUCCAACGCUCAACAGGGUUUGAGAAAGUUUAGGAAAUCAAUUGAACGUACCGACUCCAGAGAGCGUGGGACACGAAUGUCGGCACCAGAUGGCUCUACGUCAUCUCACGAGCACACAGGAAACUCGCCGUCUGCUUACCCGCAUCUCAAGCUCAACACGCAGGCUCCAGCAGGACGUGACGUUAGUGGGUCCCAGCAGGCUCCAGGACGUGACGUUAGUGGGUCCCAGCAGGCUCCAGGACGUGACGUUAGUGGGUCCCAGCAGGCUCCAGGACGUGACGUUAGUGGGUCCCAGCAGGCUCCAGGACGUGACGUUAGUGGGUCCCAGCAGGCUCCAGGACGUGACGUUAGUGGGUCCCAGCAGGCACCAGGACGUGACGUUAGUGGGUCCCAGCAGGCUCCAGUAGGGCUUGACGAAAGUAGGCCCGAGAUUGUAUCUGGAAAAGUUGCCACGGCAGACAGUACUCCGACAGACAGGAGAGAAAAAAUUAAGAAGUUUAGAAACAUUCUAGAAUUACUGCAGGAACAAAAUGUGGAGGCGCAGGAACAAGUCCCACUUGGGGAGGAUAUCAUUUUAAACUCAAUUGCUAAAAUAAGCGAAGGCGUGUUUGCUCGCAUGUUUCAAGUUGAACCAAGAAAUUGGGCUCAAGUCGGUGUAUUAGAAGAUGGAAAUAGUUUAAACAUGGACCAACUCGAUGUUUUACUUAGUAAAGACGGGGACAGGGCAUAUGAGCAGUCUGCACCAGAUAUACAGGGAGCUGCCCUUAUUCUUUCCGAUGUGUCGCUUGUAGACAAUAAGAAAAAGCAAGUGGAUGAUAAGGCGCAUCAUCCUUCAGGUGUAGAAUUAAUCCGCCGUCCAAGAGAGGCACGUGACACAGUGACCAGCACGGAUAGUGCCCACCCCAACAAACACUCCAGAAAACAAGAGAAGAAGAGCAAAGUCGAGAGUUUGAAAAUAGCCAGGCUGGGUUACAUUAUAUUCGACAAAGAUGGAUCGGUCAAGGAGGCAAAGGAAGCCACACUGACCAAUGCUGCAGCGCUCGACUCUAAGGGUCACGUGGGAGACAAGCGAUCGACGGUGAGAGCUACCAGCACCACGACCAAAAGCACAUCAGCAAGUGCAGACAGUAACCACGUGACUGAUCGCACGAAAGACAAGGCGAAAUUUGCGGACGUACUGGAAGUCUACAGCAUGAAAGGGACGCUGAUGGGGGGCGAACUGAACGCCAAUACAAAUGUGGAGUUGAGCCCAUUGGUUGAUUCUCAAGUUCGUGCUGUGCGCGAGGCUCACCGACGUCAUCAGUUGUCGUCCAUCUCGUCACUCCACGUCCUUGUCAUCAUGGGCCUUUGUGUACUCACCUUCGUCACCGUCAUCUACUUCUCUGCUCGAUUUAGAUCUGAGAAAGAAAACUCGAAACGAGUGAAUUCCCAGACGGCUCUGUUUGAGCACCAUCAGAGAUACGAUAAGUACUGAAGCAGUGAAGGGCACCCCUGUUGGAGCUGAGGGAACCGAGAUUAACCCGAACCCUCGACCUUUUAGGCUCAAUAAAAUUUGCUUUACAUUCAAUUGAUCCAUUAUCAAACCAUUUUUACUUUAGUUCUUUUUAAAUAUUAAUUUCAUCAGAAUGUUCGAUUUAAAUCCCCAUCUUAAUUAUCAAUUUUAAAUUCUAUUUGAGCUAACUUUUGUACAGUUCUUACAAUGAAAUAAACAAAAUCUUCUAUUGUU
Molecule: messenger RNA, 2375 nt
Organism: Physella acuta
Lineage: Eukaryota; Metazoa; Mollusca; Gastropoda; Physidae
Source: RefSeq, a predicted model, not a curated record